Messenger RNA from Labrus bergylta (ballan wrasse), 2710 nucleotides. RefSeq lists its product as uncharacterized. The record is from RefSeq and is a predicted model, not a curated record. Gene Ontology annotation, cellular component: cytoplasm. NCBI's taxonomy places the organism in Eukaryota, Metazoa, Chordata, Actinopteri, Labriformes, Labridae.
GCAGCAGAGCAGGGCUGAGCCUGCAUACCACUGCUGCUGACGACUAACCUGCUCCCACACACUCACACACACACACACACACACACACACAAAGACACACUGUGCGCUCUCACGUCACACUCACUCAGCAUACAACACUCAAAGAGACGCUGAAACUCAAACCAGAGAGAUGCUACCAGCUGGCAGCCACUGAAGCCUGACACACUGCACUCAGGAAGUACACUUGACAAAGGACACGAAAGUGACCUCCUGCACUUAGACGGCACCCGAUCCCACAUCCUUCAAAAAAAAGGGAACCCGACGCAAGAAAAGGGAGUGAUCAUAACGUAGUGCUGAAACACGACCCAUUCAGCUGAGGAGAAGACAGGUGGACGACUGUCUCUGGUGCCUGAGGAGAAGAAGCAGCAUGCUAGCAAAAAUCCUUGAAGACAUGUGGGUGGAGCCGGAGGUGCUUGAAGCCCUCAAUGAGGAGCAGAAGAGGAUCCUCUUCUUGAAGAUGAGGGAGGAGCAGGUACGCCGCUGGAGAGAGCGCGAGGAAAGGGACGAGAGGGAAGGAAGAGACAACGCCAACACCCGGUCAAAGAAAGCGUACAAUAAACAUGUGAGCUGGCUGCUUGGUCGGGAUGGAGACGUGAGCAUCAGUGUGAUCGGAGAGGUGGACGAGUUCAGGUCCUCCAAACUCCUCCAGAGCCUCUCGAACAACAGGGUCCGCAGUGAUGAUGUGAUCGGCAUCCAGACAGCCGACUUGCAGCCGGGGAGAGACGGCCAGCAGCUUUCUGAUGUGAGCGAGGACCCCGCCUCGCCAAACAGUCAGCCAUGUGAAGAAGACUUGGACUCCUGCAGCGCCGAUGAUGACCUGAAAGACCAAGCUGAGGACAGCGAUAGUGAGUCAGGUGGCAGCUCGGACAACCACAACGAGUGGACCCUUCUCUACAAGCCACAUUUUAGUAGCCAUGGCAACCAGCCGUCGCUCAAAGCCCAGCUGUCAGGCACAGAGAUGGUCGGCCAAAAGGACAGAGAGAUGGUUUGUAGUGAAGAGAACAAGUCUGAAUAUCAAAGUCGCGUGGCACAGCUCAAGAAGACAUUCGCUGAUGAUCGUCGUAGCUCUUCACCUACCAACACCAAACCUCCCAUACCUGCCAAACCUGCUCACCUACAGAAGAAAGGCACAGCUUUGCACAGCUAGGACCGAGGUGUCCACCCUGCUACAAGACAGUCCAGACUGAGGACACAUACACUGGAGGAAAGGGAUCCUUGAACUUUGAACCUUGAAGGAUCAACCUACGUACAGGCCUAAGGAGUGGGCCGGAGAAAGACUUGAAAGCUUAUGUCAAGUCAACUUGGAGGAUAAAAAAGAAGCAGCUUUUGAUGAUGCUGAGUUACGCUCCAUAGUUUCUGUGAUUGACAGCCAGAUGCAAAGAGCUGUCCAGAGAGACUUGCACUGACUACUGACUCUAACUGAGGACACACAACAUUUAUUGUAAAAUAAAUGUUACUGAAACUAGAAGCACAAGUCUGAUGAGGACCAUAUUCAUAUCCAACUGUACAGUUAAAAAAAUGUACAUUGUUUCUUGUAGUUAUUGUUUCUUGUCGCUGUACUCUGUUAACGUAGUUAUUGGUAAAAACAAAAUAAAGAGUUACUUUGUAAAAAUAUAUGAAGGCAAUCCUGUAAAAACACAGUGCCCUGAGAGUUUUGAUGAGCUCUUUAAACAGGGGCGUCAUGCAAGCCAAAAUUCUGUAUUUUGAGAUAUUUAUAAUCUGAAGGCAAAAUGGUUAUUAUUUCUCCUUCAGUGUGGCAGUCCGAGGAAACCUCAGUGAAAUCAAGAGAAAUUACUCCCAUCCUAUAGCUAAUUUUUUGUAGCUUUUUUAACAGAUAUCUUCCAUACUUGAAAUAUAAUUUAUUACUACGUAUUAUAUAAAUAUGAAUGGUAAAUGGACUUGAGCUUGUAUAGUUAUUUUAUAGUCUUCUACUCAAAGUGCUUUUACUCCACAGGUCACACCUACACAUUCACACACUGAUGGUAGAAGCUGCUGUGUAGAGUGACCAUAAGAAAUAACUCCCAUUCAUACACCGCUGACAAAGCAGCGGGAGCAACUUGAGGUUCAGUGUAUUACUCAAGGACACAGCAGACAUUUUGCUGCAGGAGCUGGGGAUUGAACCCUGCCCUCACGGUUAAGAGACAACCAUCUUCACCACUGAGCCAAAGCCGCCUAAAUAAGUUAUUGUUUUAAUACCAAGAUGUGAGAAAAAUCCUGUCAGAUUCUUAAAAAUCUGAAGGGGCUCCAGCCCCCCCUGAGAUUCAAUGGGCAUGAUGCCUCUGACUUUACAGAGGUGUAAAAUCUGUUCUUGAGCGGAAACCCAACACAGUGUACGGGGAACUUGGUCAAAGUCACACAACGUCAAUCUGAGUAAUAUUACAUGAAAUAAAUAAGUAAAUAAAUAGCCUACAUAAAAUGUUUAUUUAAAAUGUUUAAAACGGAGUUAUCUGCUUUCAAAUAAGCUCUUCAAAUGAUGAACAGUCCUGUGCGUUUGAUGAUGGUGACUGAUGUUAGCUUUUAGCUCAAAGUCUAUAGUGAAUUAAAGCGCUGUGAUUUAUAUAAUUUAUAUAAUAGAUUGUAAGUAAAUAAGAGAUUAACACAAACUAUUUAACUAAACAAAAUCCUUAACUCUGUCGGAUAAAGUUUGUAAUUAAAAAACAAUUUGUCAAGA